ACUCUGGGGCUGUGGAGGGUUCACGCUCUUUCCUACAGUUAUGGACGUGCUUGCUCGUUUUCUCGUAUUGUUGUCAGCUGUCUUGGCCCUUGCUGCUGCUGUUUUCGAGGAUCAAGUGGGCAAGUUUGACUGGAGGCGACAGUAUGUUGGCAAAGUCCAAUUUGCUUAUUUUGACACACAGACACAAGCCUCCAAAAAACUGUUGGUAGCAACAGACCAGAAUGUUAUAGCCUCCAUCAACUCCAGGACAGGGGAACUGUUAUGGAGACAACUGGACAAGAGUGGAUCUGAAGGCUACAUAGAUGCCACGCUAUUCCAUGGUCAAGAUGCUGUAGUAGUGUCUGGAAAUGGUCGCUUCCUUCGCUCAUGGGAAACUAACAUUGGGGGCUUGAAUUGGGAAAUGGUAUUAGACACGGGCAGUUUUCAGUUUGCCACUUUUAUUGGGGUACAGGAUACGGUGAAAUAUGUAGCUGUUCUUAAAGAAACUGCUAUCUCCUUGCACUAUCUUUCUAAUGGACAUCAAAAGUGGGUGGAGAAUUUACCAGACAGUGAGACUGUGACUUACCAAUUGGUGUAUUCUGGUGGAAAUGGAAUAGUGUAUGUUCUGGGAUUGACUACUCGCUCUCAUUUAACUAUAAUUGCGUAUAACCUGGAAGAUGGAGAGAUCCUAAGCCAGGUUCUUGUGCAAUGUCCUUGGAUUGUCAGCUUACAUUCAAAUUGUGCCAUUGUUGGAGAAGGUAAUCUUGUCUGUGCUGAUUCAGAGACUCGCUCUCUCUAUACUCUUGCACUUGAAACAGGACGCACAUUAACCCAGGUUACAAUGCAGUCUCUAGAUUUGUCACUGGAAGAAGGCUUCCAACCUCACAUCAUUGCCACUCAACCCAAUCCUGCUUUGAACGCACACGCACAGUUUUUUCUGCAGCUUGGUCCACACCACUACUCUCUACUGCAACUCCAGCAGGACAUUAUCAGUCCUGUACGAGACUUCCAACAGACACUUCUUGUUACUUUUGCCACAACAGGGGACAAAACUGUAGCAGUGGUUGUGUCUUCAAAAAACCAAACUGCUUACAACAUCAACUUGUUUUCAGCUGAUUCUGGCCGAAGGUUAUUAGACACAUUAACCACUGUGAACCUGACUCCUGGUGAGGGUCCAUUAGUAAAGGCAUAUGUACAUGCAUUUCUGAAGAAGGAUGACUCAGUAGGGUAUAGAGUGCUUCUACAGACAGAAGAUGACUCACUGAUCUUUGUACAACAGCCAGGAAAAAUACUAUGGACACGUGAAGAGGCACUGGCAGAUGUUGUUUCUAUGGAGAUGGUUGACCUUCCUCUUACUGGAACGCAGGCUGAGCUAGAGGGAGAGUUUGGCAAAAAAGCAGCCAUUCAAGAUGGCUUACUAGGAAUGGUAUUCAAGAGGCUUUCCUCCCAGUUGAUUUUGCUCCAGGCAUGGAUUUCACACCUUUGGAAGAUGUUCUAUGAUGCCCGCAAGCCACGUAGUCAGGUGAAAAAUGAAGUUACUAUUGAAACCCUGGCAAGGGAUGAGUUCAACCUUCAGAAGAUGAUGGUCAUGGUAACUGCAUCUGGCAAGUUGUUUGGUAUGGAAAGCAGUUCUGGUACAAUCUUGUGGAAGCAUUAUUUACCUGGAAUACAUCGUACAGCCUCCCUAAAACUUGUGGUGCAGAGGACAACAGCACAUUUCCCUCACCCUCCUCAGUGUACACUGCUGAUCAAGAACAAGGAAUCAGGACUUACAACACUUCAUGUCUUUAAUCCUAUUUUUGGAAGAAAAAGCCACAUUGUUCCUCCUGUGUUAAGUCGUCCAGUUCUACAGUCCUUACUAUUGCCAAUUAUGGAUCAGGACUAUGCUAAGGUGUUGCUGCUCAUUGAUGAUGAGUACAAGGUUACAGCUUUUCCAUCGUCUAAGAAUGUCCUUCAACAGUUACAAGCAAUAGCCUCAUCUAUCUUCUUCUGCUUGGUGGAUGCAGAACAAGGCAAACUGUCUGGUUUCCGCCUGCAUAAGGACCUAACCACUGAGCAAAUCUGGGAAGUUGUCAUCCCAACGGAGGUCCAGAAAAUUUCUGUCGUAAAAGGAAAGAAAGCUAAUGAGCAUGUCCACUCUCAGGGACGAGUGAUGGGAGACCGCAGUGUUCUUUACAAGUACUUGAACCCAAACUUGCUGGCUGUGGUUACUGAGAGUGUAGACACCCAUCAAGAGCGUAGUUUUGUGGGGAUCUACUUGAUCGAUGGUGUCACUGGGAGGAUCAUUCAUGAAGCUGUGCAGAGGAAGGCACGGGGUCCUAUUUAUGUGGUCCAUUCUGAAAACUGGGUUGUGUAUGAGUACUGGAACACUAAGUCCCGACGUAAUGAAUUUUCGGUGCUGGAGCUCUAUGAGGGUACAGAACAGUACAACAGCACAGCUUUUAGCUCUCUAGACAGACCACAACCACCCCAGGUCCUCCAGCAAUCCUAUAUUUUCCCAUCUCCUAUCAGCAUGCUUGAGGCCACUAUAACUGAAAAGGGUAUUACUAGCCGCCAUCUUCUUGUUGGGUUACCUUCUGGAGCAAUUCUUUCUUUACCCAAAAUGUUUUUGGAUCCUAGACGUCCAGAAGUACCUUCUGAACAAAGCCGGGAAGAAAAUUUGAUCCCCUAUGCUCCUGAACUGCCUAUUCGCAGUGAAUGGUUUAUAAAUUACAAUCAGUCAGUGUCCAGAGUGAAGGGCAUCUAUACAGCUCCCUCUGGACUGGAAUCCACUUGCCUUGUGGUGGCCUAUGGACUGGACAUUUACCAGACGCGGGUUUUCCCUUCAAAACAAUUUGACGUUCUAAAGGAUGACUAUGACUAUGUUUUAAUCAGCAGUGUACUUUUGGGGCUGGUCUUUGCCACCAUGAUUACUAAGCGACUAGCUCAGGUUAAGUUGCUCAACCGUGCCUGGCGUUAGGACAGUGUUCUGUAUCCCAGGGCAUAACUUCUCAGCAUUUUGCUGAAUUGCUGCAGAGUUCUGAGGUCUGGUGGAUUUGGAGGAGGGAGACCACAGAGUGAUUUUUUUUUUCUUUCCCUAACUUGAAACAAAUUAUUUAUUUUACUUUAAAAAAGACAACUGUGAGAUGAUGUGUGCUUACCAGAGAUUAAUGUAAAGAGAAAUGACAGAGUGACAGUGUCCAAGGAGAAAAAAAUCUUUUUUAUAUUUAUAGUUUUGUGUGGAACAUGCCAUUGAUGACUAGCUGUUAUUUAGCAGCUGCCAGUCUCUCUGUCUUUCUCUCUUCCCUCAGAAGGGAAUCUGUGUGUUGAAGAAGAGGACUGCUUAGGAGCUUUUGAGAAUACUGAGACCACUUUGCCAGAGUGGUUUUCCUACUACCAGGAACUAAACUUGAACUUAGACAAAUAAUUUGAUUUAUAAUUUUGGAUGUUUGAAUGUACAUAUAUUUUUUAAGAUAUCAAUUACUUGCAGCCUGAGAUUCAUGUGGACCUAAAAACAAAAUAAAAGCCUAUGGAAAGGCACAGUAGAAAUAUGCCUUACCACCAUAGGCAAGAUGGGAACGUUUUAAGUUUAAUUUAAAUGUAAUUCAAUUGAAUCAUUCUACAGUAAAAAGAGAAUUGGUGGUUAAUUGCAUUAAUAAAGCUGUACAUUUGUA
Polypterus senegalus (gray bichir) is the source of this 3632-nucleotide messenger RNA. RefSeq names its product ER membrane protein complex subunit 1 (gene emc1). Lineage: Eukaryota; Metazoa; Chordata; Cladistia; Polypteriformes; Polypteridae. Gene Ontology annotation, cellular component: EMC complex. Gene Ontology annotation, biological process: protein folding in endoplasmic reticulum. Gene Ontology annotation, molecular function: protein binding. The record is from RefSeq and is a predicted model, not a curated record. The coding region runs from base 41 to 2938 and encodes 965 amino acids. The transcript has 23 exons.